Sphaerodactylus townsendi is the source of this 5429-nucleotide messenger RNA. It is a transcript of the gene SLCO4C1, whose product is annotated as solute carrier organic anion transporter family member 4C1. Gene Ontology annotation, cellular component: membrane. The coding region runs from base 313 to 2325 and encodes 670 amino acids. Gene Ontology annotation, molecular function: protein binding. Gene Ontology annotation, biological process: sodium-independent organic anion transport; transmembrane transport. The record is from RefSeq and is a predicted model, not a curated record. The transcript is spliced from 13 exons. Lineage: Eukaryota; Metazoa; Chordata; Lepidosauria; Squamata; Sphaerodactylidae.
CUCACGUUUGUGGCCGAGGCGUAGGUAAGCCUUGCCAACCGACUGGUAAUUCCAGUCAGCCGGUUUAUAAGCGGCCGCGGUGAACAGCCACUUCAAGGUCCCCACCUCUUUGUUUUCAUUCUCGCUCCUCAGCGUGUCUCGGCGCGUUCAGAUAACGAUCUCCCUCGCCCCAGAGCAGGUGUUCUUCGCGCUCCCUCCUGGCAUCACACUCCGCGCCGAAACGGCUCAGGGAGUGGGCAUCGGGGCGGCAGCUGGGCAGCUUCCUAGAGCCGGCAGGUGCGGCAGGUGCAGCGACGGACCCCGGGCGGUGGCAUGAAGAAAAAUGGCGUCGACAACCUGGCUUUCGAGCCGCCCAGCCCGGGGCAGCGAAGAGCAGCCCCCGGCCUCGGUGGGUCCCAGUCCCAGGGGUCUUUGGGAUCCGCCCCGAGUUUGGAGAGCGAGGAGGAAGAGGCGUGUGGCUGGGGCCCGUGCGAGCCCCGCGUCCUCCAGAUCUGCAACAACGCCGAAGGCUACCUGGUCUUCUACAGCCUCCUCUCCGUCUUCCAAGGCAUUAUUGUAAAUGGAUUAAUCAACAUAAGCAUCUCCACUAUUGAAAAGCGUUAUGCACUGAACAGUUCCCUCACUGGUUUAAUCUCUGCCAGCUAUGACAUUGCUUUCUGUGUGUUGUGCCUUUUUAUAUCUUUCUAUGGUGAAAGAGGACAUAAACCAAGAUGGCUGGCCUUUGCGUCUUUCCUGAUAGGGUUAGGAUCGCUUGUAUUCUCCUUGCCGCACUUUACAAGUGGAAAGUAUAAAUAUGGAGAAAAAUUGGAUGACACCUGCCCAGUAUCUAAUCGCCAGUUUUAUAAUGCCACCUGCUCUCCUGACUCAAAGUCUUCACUCUCCAACUACCUCUAUGUCUUUAUCCUGGGACAGCUGAUAUUGGGAGCAGGUGGUACCCCUCUUUACACUCUGGGAACAGCAUUCAUUGAUGAUAGUGUCCCCAAACACAAAUCUUCAGUCUAUAUAGGAAUUGGCUAUUCCAUGUCCUUGCUGGGUCCUGCUAUUGGCUAUGUGGUAGGAGGGCAGUUGCUUAAGAUCUAUGUUGAUUUCAAUCAGCAAGUAAGAACAGACAUCACUCCAAAUGAUCCACGUUGGGUUGGAGCUUGGUGGGUAGCAUUUGUUGCAUGCAGUUUCUGUACAUGGCUUUUGGUAGCACCGUUUUCAUAUUUCCCAAGGCAUUUGCCAGGUUCACAAAAAAUACAAGCGGAAAAGAUUUCAGAAGCACACAGUGCUGGACAAGGACAAAAGAAUAUCGGGGGAAGUGUGACAGACUUUUCAGGGACCCUCUUGAGUCUGCUGAGGAACCCUGUGUUGAUGUGUCUGGUGAUAGCUGCUGCAUUAGAAGCUUUAGUUGCCACUGGCUUUGCAACAUUCUUACCCAAAUUUAUUGAAAAUCAGUUUGGUUUUUCAUCUAGUUAUUCAGCCACUUUAGCAGGAGUUGUCCUUAUCCCAGGAGCAGCUCUUGGCCAAAUCCUAAGUGGCAUAUUGGUUUCCAAGCUGAAACUGCGUUGUAAAAGCAUAAUCAAAUUCAUUGCCAUUACAUGUUCAAUAGCGCUGGUAUUAAAUUCAGUGUUUUUGUUUGCCAAAUGCGGAAAUGAACCUUUUGCUGGUGUAUCUGAAACCUAUAAUGGAACAAGCACAUUUUCAAACUUAACUGCACCAUGUAAUGAGAAUUGCCACUGCUUACGUUCAGUUUAUUUACCAGUUUGUGGCACAGAUCAAAUCCAGUAUUUUUCUCCAUGUUAUGCAGGAUGCAGCUCUGUUCACGAUGGAAAGGUAUACAGCAAUUGUUCCUGUGUUGUGAAUCCUAAAAACACAAUUGGCAAUAUUACCAAUGGGGCCGUUGCUGGGAAGUGUCCAUCCAGGUGUACAGUCUUGCCUGCAUUUCUUUCCAUCUUCUUUCUUACUAUUAUUUUUACAUUUCUGGCAGUUACACCAACAACUGUGGCCAUUCUCAGAUGUGUACCAGAUAUGCAUCGAUCAUUUGCUAUGGGUGUUCAUAUGUUGUUUCUACGAAUUGUAGGCACUAUACCUGGACCAAUCAUAUUUGGUGUUGCAAUAGACCAUAGCUGUACUUUGUGGUCUGUAGAUGAAUGUGGAAAGCAUGGGGCCUGUUGGGUUUACAACAACCAUCUAAUGGCGUAUACAUUAUUGGGUAUAAGUGCAACUAGCAAAGCGAUUUCCAUUACCUUCAUCCUUAUAGCCUUUUUUUUGUAUAAGCCUCCACCAGUUCAAACUUGUUCUUCACAGAAGAAUACUGAAAUAGAGACUAGUGUACAAUUGUAGCAUAAUGAAUACCUACAGCUCUCAUAGAAACUCAUAGAAGAAUUGAAGACUGAAGAGACAGCAUUGCAGCUAGACUUGCAGAGCUUGAAUAAUACAAUGACUGGAGCAGAUCUGGAUCUAUCUUCUCCUGUUUUUUAAAUAUGACUUAUAAAGUUUACUUCAAUGAUUUGAAACAGCAAUUUUUUUCAGACAGAAUAACAUGGAAUAUUCUAGAACAAGAAAUAGCACUUUAAAGACCUUUCUGAUAAAAAAAAAUCUAGCACCAGCAACUCAGUUCAUUCCAGUGCCUUGAGUUACUGAGCAGUUCCAGUAGAAUUUACUGUAGGAGCAUAUGGACCACCAGUUAACACUUGCCAUUGCUGGGAUUGCACGGAGGUGCUUCUUCCAUGAAAUGACAGAUCAACAUGAACCUGUCUGAACAACUGGUACAGAUGUACAAAUCAUGGCAGCUGCAUGUGGACGGUCUGGAUCACAGGUGUCCUUCUGCUAUGCCUUUGGGUUUUAAAGUGACCCAUAAGAUCCUAUUUAUAAUCUCAUAGCAGGUUGGAGGGCACUGGGCAUCGAAGUGGGAAAGUGCAGUAGACUCAUGUUAAUUUUUUGUGGUUUAAUAUUCUCACAAUAUUUCCACAAAACAAAAUAUGCACAUUUGCAACAAUAGUUUUGGCUAAUAAAGCACAAACUCAGAGUACUUUAAAUAUGUUAAUAUGUGUGCUUUUUGAGGUAUGAAUAUGGUUUGAUGUUUUCAUACCUUUAUGGGUUUACUUUAUAAACUUUCUUAGACUAUCCAUACCCUCACCCACCUCUCCCUGAUUUUGAACCAGCUGACCUCUUUUGGUUAUUUACAGACUUCGCAAAUUUCAGUAUUUUGAUCUAGUAGAAAUGGAGUAUAAUUAUACUAUUGUUUGGCUGGUGUAUUGGGCUUUACAUAUGAAAACCACUUGAUGAAAAUCAUUAAUAUUUUUGAAUGCUGUAUUUAUCCUUGGUUCACAUGUGGUCAACUGCUCUAGCAGAUUUUCUGUUGUAUUACAGAAUGUAUGAUUUUAAAAAACUUGGUCACCAGAGUGGAUAUCUCUGUAGUAAUAACCUUUUUGUCAGUGACCUGGAAAAAUAUCUGUUGCCUCCUUAGCUGUGAUUGCAAGCAGUAGUUGUAAACAGACUUGUAUUACUCAGGGGUUUUUUCAUUGUUUAUACCUGAAAACUGGAUAUGUAUCAGUGUCCCUGGUUAUUAUUACAUUUCUUGCAGCAAGCCUCCAAAUUUGGUGAAUGCUACCAAUUCCAGAUAAAUUUUGUGAAUGUCUAAUGUGUCAGAGAUAUACCUAUGAACACUUAUAGCUGUGUUUAUGUGACUGAUAAUAUUCACUGGCGUAUGAUCCCUAACUGAGAUAAUUUGUUACAAAUGUCCAUUCAUUUGGAAUUUUUGGCAUCCUGUCUCAGUAGCUUGUAUUCCAUGGUAGAAACAAACAUAUAUGUUUCCAUGUAACAGAUAUGUUUCUAUAUGCAUUCCAUCAUGUUCAACUAAUACAGGAGGUGUCAGAUUUUCACUGAUUCGUCUCCUACUGCAAACCCUCUCUUUACCCCUCAUGCUGUUCCUGAUGUGCCCUGUUCCACAGGAGCAGCAUUUCAGAGAGCAUUAUGGGCUACAACAGGAAAGGGAAGGUGAACAAGUCCCAUUCCGCUAAUGGAAAUGCCUUGUUCAAGUUUAAAAUGCAAUCCAAAUUGGUGUCAGCUGUCACCUGACUUUAGACAUUCUAUGGGGUAUAACAAUGAUUAGCACUACUAAGCAGACAUGCAGCCUUAAAAUUAAUGUUCUUAUAACAAUUUUUAUAACUAGGAGUUUUCCCUGUUUGCAGCUCUCUCCCCUUCACUAUUGCAGUUCUACCAUUUUAUAAUUUGGGCUGCAGGUUGUGGAACAGAGAGAAAAGUACAACAACAAUGCUCCAUAACUUUGCUUUCUGGCUUUCACAAGAGUGUUUCAAACUGAUCUGUGAGGCCAUUAGCCACAGAAGGGAACUGAGGGAACGCACCUUAAACUGCUCAUCAGAAGGAUCUCUGCCAUCUUAACACAAUACUUUCCUGCUGUUUCUGUGUAGACCUCUUUAGUUUUGCAGCUGUGUGUCAACAUUUUGAUUACUCAACAGCAAAUCGUCUUUUGGGUAAAUUUACUAAACGUGUCUUAGGCGUGCAAAGUCAUCCAGAGUGUAAGAAACCACUGACCUUUAUAUUCUCCGUUUUCAUUUUAUAUCCAAUUUUAUAGCACAGACUUAACCUACAGAUAACUAGAAAAUUUCAGAAAUGUUUUUGCUGUUUCUUCAUAAAUGUAAAUGAUUGUUCUUUAGAACAAGUUAUUACAUCUGCAAUUCUAUUAGACCCAAAGACUGACCAUAAUCCAGAAAACCCAUUUAUGGGUAUUGGAGGCAUUGCACAUGUACAUCAUAGGGUCUGGUGACUUUUUCUGAAGGAAAGUCUCUUGCAGUGUUUCUCAGAUCCUGCCCCUCCCCACCCCCCUCUGGCUGCCACAGCUUGUGAAGAAUAAUUUACUUUUCUGUGCCUCAGUACCUUUCAUGAAUCUGGCACAUAGAGUUUUCCAAAUAACAGCUAGUUGACUGGAUUCUUGUGCCUGAUUGUGCCCAGUUCUCCCUAGAAAUCAAUGGACUGAACAAUUCGUAAGAGUUUGUAUGCAUGAUAUAAAGCAAUAAUCUUCAAAUGUAUCCUAAAGGACAGUGUCAAAAGAUUCCAGUGCAAACCACAAAUUUCCCACCAAGUGUGCCUGGGCACUGCAUGGUCAUUGUUUUUGUCCAUUGCAAGUAACCUAUAUGCCUGAAAUUGCUACUGAGAUUCCAUUUUUGUUUGUUUGUUUGUUUUGCAUUAUUUGUUGCAUGAAUGAAUGUAUUUUUAAAACCAUAAUAUAUAACUCUAUGCACAUACCCCAAACAGGAUGCAUUCUUGUUGCCUCUGUUCAUUGUUGAACAAUAUUUUUAAUGAAAGCAAGUAUUUAUUUUAGACAGUUAUCACAAUCUGUAAAUGAUUGAGAAGUUGUAUUUUAGUAAGAGUCUAUUUAAUUACUUGAAUUAAAGCCUUUACUCCAAAAAAUCUAGCAUUCAUUU